Molecule: messenger RNA, 1409 nt
Organism: Carassius carassius (crucian carp)
Lineage: Eukaryota; Metazoa; Chordata; Actinopteri; Cypriniformes; Cyprinidae
Product: leucine-rich repeat-containing protein 52
Exons: 2
Coding region: 96-1010 (304 amino acids)
Cellular component (GO): voltage-gated potassium channel complex
Molecular function (GO): potassium channel activator activity; transmembrane transporter binding; voltage-gated potassium channel activity
Source: RefSeq, a predicted model, not a curated record
CACACACACACACACGCGCGCGCACAGAGGGGACAUCAGAGGGUCUUGUUUUCUCUGUGGAGGUUCUCUGCCUGUCCAUAACCCGUGAAGACUUCAUGAAGCUCGUCGCCACAGCAUGUGUCCCGGAACCCGCACAGAUCCUGCUGCUGCUGGCGCAUGUGGUGUCCUCGAUGCCCUCGGGCUGCCCGGAGCGCUGUGUGUGUGAUGACCAGCACGUCGUCCAGUGUGCUGAACAAGAUCUCCGCAGAUUCCCAACGGGACUCCCGCUGACCACGCGCCAGCUGAUCCUGUCCAACAACCGCAUCUCUGAUUUACCCGCGAUCGAGCUCAACUACCUGUCCGACCUCGCGUAUCUGGACUGCAGCAAUAAUUCCCUCGCGCACAUAUCCCAAUCCACAUUUGGGAACCUGAGAAAGCUGGCGUAUCUGGACCUGUCCUUCAACUCCUUCUGUAAGAUCGAGGAGCAGACGUUCAGCGCGCUGGAGAGCCUGGUGAUGCUGAGACUGACGGACAACCCCGGGCUCUCAGAGUUUCACCCUCAGGCUUUCUCUCACGCCAGUGCUCUUCAGGUGCUGGACAUCAGCAGGAACAACCUGAGCAGACUCAACGUGAGCUCGCUAGUGUCUCUGGCGGGGCUCCGGUCUCUCGGGCUCAGCGGGAACCCGUGGCUGUGCGCCUGCGACGCCGAGGAGCUCUGCUCGUGGAUGCACGCGGACACCUUUAAGUUUCAAGAGGAGGGACAGACAGUGUGUGGGGGUCCUUCAUCUUUACAGGGCCAGCGUCUCUCACAGUUGGGCCUUUGGUUGAGAAGACAAUGCUACCCCGGACUGGCUCACCAGGAUUACCUCUUCUUUGUGACUAUAGGUUUUGUCAUCUUUGGAGUAGGUACAGUACUGGCAUGGGCAGCUGGCAUGGUGAUAGUGCUCUGCCAGCGCUGUGUCAGAUGGAGGAAGGACAGACCAAAUGUUGCCAUGCCUGAGGAGGAAGUUAAACCAGGACAAAGUGGGUAAGGGGCAUAAACCUGAGUCCAAUCCUAUAAGGAGUACUGACAGGGAACUGCAUCAAAAAGUGAAGUGACAAUCUUUUUGACUGAGGAAAAAAAAAAAAAAAAAGCCAGCUGACACAGGCUGCAUCCGAGGACAGCACAAGGAGGAAGAAAGGGAACAAGUCCCAUCCUCUCUAUAUUGACAUUCAUCAGAUCGAUUUCUGAAGACAACAUAGAUGUAUCCUUUGCUGCCUAUGAUAUCCCAUAAUCCUGUGCAUUUCAUACUGGGGCCAUUGAGUUAAAAAAUAAAAUUACUCUUGGAAGCUGUGAUUGGUGGUCAGUUUGUAUGUAAAUGUUUUUCCACCUUUUGAUUUCAUUUCUAGCAAGCAAUUAGUAUUGUAGUAAUUAAAUAUUUCCUUAGAUA